UCCAACAAAUAAAAAAAUGUCAACAAUGUUUAUGUGACUCCUAUUUUCUCAAAUAAUUCAAAAUUCUGUUCUUAAAAAUGGAUUCCAAUGACACCACUGACGAUAAGGACAGUGGGCCAGAGGUCCAGAUCAACUUUCCAAAUUCUGUGAUGAGCAGAAUCGAAGAAUUGAUGGGGGGAACUGAACAGUUCGACAACACUGAAUUUGAUGCAGUAGCGUACAUCAAUCGAGUGUUCCCCACUGAGCAAUCCCUCUCCGGGGUGGAGAGUGCCGCUGCUCGCUGUGAGUUCCGCCUCUCUGGAGUGGAACAAGACAUUAGGCGGCUAGUGCGGGCGCAAGCUGAACAGAGAGAGGCCGGCCAGCAGGCUUUGCUUGAUGCCCAGAGGUGUAUUGCUGAGUUGGCUCUGCAGGUAGCAGAUAUAAAUAAAAAAGCGGAGCGCAGUGAGAGCAUGGUGAGGGAGAUAACCUCAGAGAUCAAGCAGCUGGACUGUGCCAAGUCAAACCUGACGGCCGCCAUCACAGCGCUUAACCACCUGCACAUGCUGGUGGGCGGGGUGGACACGCUGAAGACCAUGACCGACAGCCGCCAGUACAAGGAGAUAGUGCUGCCCAUGCAGGCCAUUAUGGAGGUGUUGCAGCACUUCUCGUGCUACCGUGAGAUCCCCGAGCUGUGUGCGCUGCGUGAGCGCGUGCAGGCCACCCGGGCUCUGCUCGCCGCGCAGAUACUCGCAGACUUCAACCAGGCCUUCACAGCGGGCAGCAAGGGCAUGGUGUCUCACAAGACGCUGGCGGAGGCCUGCGGCGUGGUCGACAUCCUGGAGCCCAAGGUGAAGCAGGACCUACUCAAGUGGUUCAUAGACAUGCAACUGCAGGAGUACCGGCACCUGUUCUCCGCGGAGCAGGAGAGCGCGUGGCUGUCGCACGUGGAGCGGCGCUACGCGUGGCUCAAGAGACACCUGCUGUCCUUCGAGGAGUCCCUCGGGAGCCUGUUCCCGGCCGCGUGGCGCCUCAGCGAGCGGGUCGCGCACCGCUUCGCGCAGAUGACCCGGUCGGACCUGAGUUCGUUGCUGUCGUCUCGCCGCGCGGAGGUGGACGUGAAGCUGCUGCUGUACGCCAUACAGAAGACCUACAACUUCGAGCUGCUGCUCCACAAGAGGUUCACAGGCACGGAUCUGGAGACUACCAACUUGGAGAGCACCACAGAUAAUCAGAUCGACUUCGACGCCGACGUCACGGAGCAGGAGUCGGGGGGCGGAGCGCCGGCCGCCAGCUCGGGCUCCGCGUGGGUGGGGCUGAUCGGCGGGUGCUUCGAGCCGUACCUCUCUCUCUACAUACACUCGCUGGACGCCAACCUGCGCUCCUUCAUGGACAGGUUCCUGCAGGAGGCUCGUGCGACGGACGGCGAAGCCGGUGGUGCCGGUGGUGGCAGUGGUGGUGGUGGUGGCGGUGGUGGCGGUGGUGGCGGCGGUGGCGGCGCUGUGAUCGCGAGCUGCGCGGACCUGUUCGUGUUCUACAAGCGAUGCCUGGUGCAGUGCGCGCGACUCACCACCGGGGAGCCCAUGCUCGAGCUGGCGGGGGUGUUCCAGAAGUACCUCCGCGAGUACGCGUCGUCUGUGCUGCAGGCGGCGCUGCCGCAGCGCGGUGUGGCGAGCGUGGCGAGCAUGGCCAGUGUGGCGAGCGUGGCCGGCGUGGUGGGCACCGUGCCCAGCCUGGUCACCAACCUGCACACGCUGCUCAAGGACGACGCCGCCGCCACCGCCAGGUACUCAAAGCAGGAGAUAGCGAAGAUCACCAGCGUGAUCACCACGUCGGAGUACUGUCUGGAGACCACCAUCCACCUGGAGCAGAAGCUCAAGGAGAAGGUGGCCCCCGGGCUCGCAGACAAGAUAGACCUCGUGCCUGAACAGGACCUCUUCCACAAGAUGAUCACCAACUGUAUUCAGAUGCUGGUGCAGGACCUGGAGGCGUGCUGCUGGCCGGCGCUGCAGGCGAUGACUCGGAUCUCGUGGCAGCAGCUGGCGGCGGUGGGCGACCAGAGCUCGUACGUCACACAGCUGGUGAUGCAUCUCAAGAACGCAGUGCCCACCCUUCGCGACAGCCUCGCCUCCUCCAGGAAGUACUUCACGCAGCUCUGCAUACGAUUCGCCAACUCCUUCAUACCCAAGUUCAUCCAGAACAUCUACAAGUGCAAGCCCAUCUCGACCGUGGGCUCCGAGCAGUUGCUGCUGGACACGCACAUGUUGAAGACAGCGCUGCUGGAGCUGCCCUCCAUAGGUUCCGAGGUGAAGCGGCCUGCACCAGCCAUGUACACGAAAGUGGUGAUAAAACUGAUGACCAAAGCGGAGAUGAUCCUCAAACUGGUGAUGGCGCCGCUGGACGGCAACCCUGAGGGUUUCGUGAGCCAGUUCGUGCAGCUGCUGCCGGAGAGUACCCUCGCGGAGUUCCACAAGGUCCUCGACAUGAAAGGCGCCAAGUUAUCGAAGACUCAGCUUAGCUCAUUAGAUUCACUGUUCAAGGAGACCACCAAAUCAAACAAUAGUAAUAUUAAUAAGUAAUACGAUUUAGAUUCUGUUCGGACUUCAAUUGUGACUAACAUUAGUCUGUACGUGAGUCGAAAAUAUUAAUUGAAAAAAUGAUGUUUAGGUUUCAAGAUACUCAUCUUCAUCCUCGCCUCUUCCCGUUACUCGGGGUCGGCUUUUCUAAUCCUUUCCCGCCAUAUAUUGCGCUGGUAAGCAUCGUCAUUUGACAGGUCCAACUCCUUCAAGUCCCUUAGGACAUUUUUUUUUAUGGAUGAUAAUGGAAUUGUGAACCCGCCUGUGCUAACGGUUUACGCUGGCGGGGCACUAGUGAAGGAUGAUAAGAUGAGCAUAAGGUCAGGUCAGUUAGCACAUCGUGAUCAAUUCACAAUUUAUCACGAUGGUUUCUGGUGGGAACUGCGUGGAGGUCAACCUGACAUGGUACAUUGCU
This is a messenger RNA of Achroia grisella, 2967 nucleotides long. RefSeq names its product vacuolar protein sorting-associated protein 53 homolog (gene Vps53). Bases 78 to 2555 code for a protein of 825 amino acids. The transcript has 14 exons. Gene Ontology annotation, cellular component: GARP complex. NCBI's taxonomy places the organism in Eukaryota, Metazoa, Arthropoda, Insecta, Lepidoptera, Pyralidae. The record is from RefSeq and is a predicted model, not a curated record. Gene Ontology annotation, biological process: retrograde transport, endosome to Golgi.